Molecule: messenger RNA, 1233 nt
Organism: Uloborus diversus
Lineage: Eukaryota; Metazoa; Arthropoda; Arachnida; Araneae; Uloboridae
Gene: gprs
Product: serine-enriched protein-like
Exons: 7
Coding region: 1-1233 (410 amino acids)
Molecular function (GO): protein binding
Source: RefSeq, a predicted model, not a curated record
AUGUCAUCGUCGGUGGGCGCGGCCGAUGAAGAGGAGGAGGAAGAGGGUGGAGACUGCUCCGUGUUCGAGAACAAGACGGGGCUAGCUGAAGACCUCAAGUUCCUGGCCUCAAUGCCGGAGCUCUGUGACGUCACCUUCCUGGUCGGGGACACCAGAGAGCCAGUCUGCGCCGUCAAAGCCGUCCUUGCCGCCAGAAGCAGGGUGUUCCACAAAAUCCUGUACGGAGCGCAGCAGCAGACGCCCGCCAGGCCAGAGACCUCGACCCCCAAGUCAAAACGCGAGUCCACGCGAGAGACCAAGCUCAAGAUGUUCCUCAAGAGGAGCUCCGAACCCAUUCUCAACAUCCCUUUUCAGCAGAUUCCAGGACCCGGGGUGGGUCACCAGACUCUGAUCGUAGAGGAAUUCGAACCGGAUGUCUUCCGGCAGCUCAUCGAGUACAUCCACACCGGUUGUGUUACCCUACAGGCCAGGACCUUGCUCGGUUUGAUGAACGCAGCUGACUACUACGGCCUGGAAGAGCUGCGCAAGGCGUGUCUGGGAUUUGUGCAGGCCUGCAUCAACGUGGACACGGUGUGUGCUUUACUCGCCUCCGCAGAGAAGUACAUCCAGUACAAAUGCACAAAGUCUCUCGUUCAGAAGGUUCUGGAGUUCGUGGAUUCGCACGGCGACGCGGUCUUGGGCCUGGGGUCGUUCGCUCUGCUGCCUGAGCACGUGGUGCGACUGAUCCUGUCCAGGGAGGAGCUGAGAGCCGACGAGCUCAGCAAGUUCCAGGCGGCUGCGCACUGGAGUCGCCGCUUCUGCGAUGCGGAGCCCGGGGCAGACCUCAGAGAGACCAUGGCCUCCUUCCUUGAGUGCAUCGAGUUCUACAAAAUCCCGGCGUCCACGCUGAUGCGGGAGGUGUAUCCUCUAGGAGUGGUUCCGGACAACAUCAUCAUGAACGCUCUCGCUUACCAAGCCGAUCCCUCGAGUGUUGACUUCCGGAAAGUCGGCUCUCCAAACCGAUUCCGGAGGAUGUCACUAGUGACUCUGCCCUCUCAAGAGACUGGCCCCGCCUCACUGCUUGGCCUGCCAUCGGACUCGAAUCCGCCCAUACCAGAGGGGAUUAAGUCAGAAGUCCCAAUGACACAAGCACUUGACUUAUUCCGUAAGAUGAAGGAACCACUUCGUGAUAUUCGCUUCAGAACUGUUUCAGAGACCCUUGCGGCAGCAGAUCCUCCCCAUUUGAACUAUUAA